This is a messenger RNA of Parasteatoda tepidariorum (common house spider), 2547 nucleotides long. The record is from RefSeq and is a predicted model, not a curated record. Lineage: Eukaryota; Metazoa; Arthropoda; Arachnida; Araneae; Theridiidae.
ACCUACAAUUCGCGGUGCAGUGUGGGAACAAUAAUGUCGAUUUCUCAUUGCGACAGGUGAGCGAAAUUUCAAAAAAUUUACAUUAAUUUGGAUUAAUGUGUGUUGAUUCUUUUGAUAAGAAAGGAACAAGAAAUUCUGAGACCAAUAAAUCGUAUGCUUCUGGUACUUUUGUUUAUCAAAUUUCUAUUUUCAUAUCCUGUGUUGUGUUUAGUUCUAAACUGUUUAUGCUGGCAGCUGUAUUUGUGCAACAUAAUACGAGAUUUACUUGAUAUUCUGGAUCCUUAUACACUUGAAAUAAUAAUCUUUCUAUCCUUACUUAUUGAAAUUUGAUUCAUCUGUGAUGUAAAUAAUUCAUAGUCUUAUUUCUAGCUGUGUGCGGAAGAAUGGUUGAUUAUUACGCUGCGUUAGAAUUAUCAAAAUCCGCUACUACUCAAGAAGUUAAACAGGCGUACAGAAAACUUGCUCUAAAAUGGCAUCCUGAUAAAAAUUUAGAUAAAAAAGAAGAGGCUGAGAAGAAAUUUAAAGAAAUCAAUGAAGCCUAUGAAGUUCUGUCUGAUGAAAAGAAACGUAAAAUAUAUGAUCAGUAUGGUAAAGAAGGUUUAGAUGGUGGUGCCAAACGAAUGCGCCGAAAUUAUCAUGGGAGAGGCUCUACAACAGAUUUCGAUCAUGACUUUUCACCAUUUUUCCAAUUUUCAUUCCGAAAUCCAGAAGAUGUGUUCAGAGAAUUUUUUGGUGGAGAUCCUUUUGCUGAUUUCUUUGGCAACAACCAAGUUGGGAAAAGCCACAAUGGAAACAGCGGUGGUCUUAGAACACGUGAUCCUUUUCAAACAGCUGGAUUUGGUUUUCAUAGUUCUUUUCCAUUUAAUUUCCUAGAUAUGAAUUCAGCGUUUCCUGAUACUAGGAACAGUUUUAAUGCCACUGUGUCUAUGACAGGCAUGAGUAGUGGAGGAGGUUCAGCACCAAAUGUUAAAAAGACAAGUACUUCUACUAGAUUUGUAAAUGGGAAGAAAAUAGAAACUAAGAAAGUUUUGGUCAAUGGAGUAGAAACAGUUACUGUUCAUGAAGAUGGUGUUUUGAAAUCAAGAACUGUUAACGGUGUACCACAGCAACUUGCACUACGCUAGAAGCUUAAAUAAUGCUCACAAAUGAAAAUUGCUUUCAAAUUCCACUAUUAAAACUGUAAAAGUGUUUUUGAGUUUGUUAAUUAUUAAAUAUAGGAUACUAUUUGGCUGAGUGAAAAUAUAAGAUGUAAAUAUAUCUUGUGCUAAUUGUAAUAUUUAACCUUGUUUCUAAUGGCUGUAAAAAAUCUUGAUGUCGCAUAAAAGUGCUUUCUUUAUGAAAUAAAAAUGUGUAUAACUUUGCUGAAUGUGGAGUGAAAGUCAUAUUUUGCUGUGUACAUUUAACCCAUAUUGGUACAACUAUUCACCAUUAUGUAUUUCUUUUGUACUUAAGUCAUUAACAAAAGCAAAUUUCUAAAUUUUUUUUUUUCUGUAUGAAAGUUGAAUGGUAUGUUUGAUUUUUCUCUUUAAAUAUUGUUCUCAACUAUUAUCUGUGAAAAAGAUAUUUAAAUACUUUUAUUUUGCUCCUCAAUUCAAUAACUUAUUUCACAGAGUAAUGAAAAUUUGUACUUAGAAGUGCAUUUAUUAAUAGAUAAUAUCUCUGCUUUUGGUAACUUUCUAAUUUACUAUGCCAACUUCUACAGAUUUUUCACUAUUUCAACGAAUUUUAAGCAACGAUUACAGGAAUUACAGUAAGCUUUUUUUGAACUAUGGAACAGUUCGAUUGCCUUAUUUUCUUCAUGGUCAUGUAAUUUUUAUUUUUAAAUAGAUUGGAAGAUUUUGUUGAAAACUAUCUUUAGUAUUUCAGAAAAAUAUCUCUGAAACUUAGAAAAGCAAUACUACGUGUUCACAUAUGUGAUAAUAGUUUGUGUACUGAUACAAAAGCGUUUCUACCAGUUGGCUUCUCUUAAUAAUGUGCACUUAUUGCAUAUAAACUGCUAUAUAUUGACAUCUUGUUAGUAGUUUGUGUGGCAUUUGUUACAAAAUUAUUGCUGCUGGUUUAUAUUCUGAUUUAUCGACUAUAAUGAAAAGCAUUGUUAUGAGUUGGCAUUCCUGAAUAAAAGUUUGCAGUCUUGAUUAAAAGUUAAACAUGCUGUAUUUGAAGUUUUGAUACUAAUGCUGACGAAAACAUAAGCAAUAUUUAUAUACGUGAUUGAAAGAAAAUAUUUUAGAAUAUUCUGUGUAUUAAAAUUUUUAUUUAAAUUAAAUACUACCCUGUUCAGAAUGAUUUCAUCAGUAUCAUUUUAAAGCAUCUUUUAUUAGUGCAGCUUUUGACUUAUUAUGCAGCACAAAUGUUGAUGAGUAGUUCUUAUGCACACUCAUUUGCCUCUGUAUAUAUGUGUUGCUCUCUGUAUUAUAAUGAACUUUUCUCCCCUUUGUGGCUGUUGUUCAUUCAACUUAUAUUCCAUGUAAAAAAUAAAUAAAUAAAAGGCCUAUGCUGGAUCUUAAGUAUUUAGAUUUGUAUUGCCAUUAAAAUUGACGAGAAGAA